This is a messenger RNA of Penicillium bovifimosum, 1323 nucleotides long. RefSeq names its product RCC1 domain-containing protein. The record is from RefSeq and is a predicted model, not a curated record. NCBI's taxonomy places the organism in Eukaryota, Fungi, Ascomycota, Eurotiomycetes, Eurotiales, Aspergillaceae. Bases 1 to 1323 code for a protein of 440 amino acids. Gene Ontology annotation, molecular function: guanyl-nucleotide exchange factor activity. Gene Ontology annotation, cellular component: cytoplasm. The transcript has a single exon.
AUGAAUAUCUUCGCCUUCGGCUCAAACGGCUCAGGCCAACUAGGCAUCGGCCACGAAGACGACGUCUCAACACCAACGCAAUGUCUCUUUGAAGACCCAAACUCCAACAACCCCACCAACGGAAAUAAAAUCACCACCAUCGCAGCAGGCGGGAAUCAUACCCUCCUCCUAACAACCAGUGGCGUCCUCUACGCCGCCGGCUGCAACACGGAUGGACGGUGCGGGCCGCGCAAGCCCACAAACCAGAGCCAGAAUCAGAGCCAGACAGAAGCCUCAAAUGGCACGAAUCUCCUACGCUUCCGCAAGGUAAUCCUCACAGACCCCGUGUCCGACACCGCAGUUUCCAAAUUCAAGCAUGUUUCCGCUACAUGGGAAGGAACGAUUGCAGUGGCUUCCGUGCCGUGCAGCCAAGAGCCAGACUCUAGCCGCCAAGACCGGGUUUUCGUCUUCGGCUCGUCGCCCAAGGGCGAGCUGGGCGUUGGAAUAGAGUCGCCCGUCCCCGGGUUUUGGUCCUGUAUGAGUUCGUUUCCGCCGGAGGGUACGGAAAUCACCGCGCUAGCGAGCGGGAUGGCUCAUUCGGCUGUUGUGCUUUCGGACGGAUCUGUUUAUGGAUGGGGUGCUGCGCGGAAGGGGCAGCUUGGAGCUGGGAAUUCGGCGGGGAAGAUUGCUUAUUCGCCUGUGAAGAUUUGGGUUCCGUUUUUCGCGGAGAAUGUGGCUUGUGGAAGGGAGUUUACGGUUGUUUCUGGAAGGGGUAGGUUUGUUGUUCUUGGUGAUUGGGGCAAUCGCUGGGGUGUGUUGCGGGUGCCGGAUUUACUUGCGGUGCCGGGUGCGGAGGUGGAUGCGGGUCUGGGGCUUGCUGGGGAAGAGAAGGGGUGUGGAGGGUGUGAGGGGUCUGUUCCUUAUGGGUGUGCUGAUAUUGGGGCUAGUUGGCAUGGGGUUUAUGUACAUGCUGCUCCGGGACGGGAACGGGUGGAGGCUAUGUGCUCUGGGUCUUGGUCUUCGGUUGAGGGCCAGACUGGUUCCCAGUCUGGGUCUGCCGGGUCUCUUGUUGCUUGGGGGCGCAAUGAUCGAGGACAGCUUCCACCGUCGGAACUUCCGACCCCGGUCAAGUUCGCUGUCGGUAGCGAGCAUGCCCUUGCGCUCCUGGAAGACGGUCGAGUUGCGGCUUUUGGAUGGGGCGAGCAUGGGAAUUGUGGGCCGGAUACGGAUUCCCAAGGGAAUGUAUCGGGUAGAUAUAAUGUGGUUUCGCUCCCUGAAGCAGUGGAUGGGAAGGUCGUCGGCGUUGGAGCCGGGUGUGCGACGAGCUGGAUCCUUCUUGAAUGA